GGCAAUUUGUUUGCCUGAAAUGUUGCUUCCUCCAACUAUAGUAUUGAUGAUUUGUGCAUUUAUGGUUUCAUGUCUGGAUAUCAAAGAGGCGGAUGAAGAUGGUAACUUCUACGUCCAGUGGGGUGAUAACCUUGCUUUAACGUGUGUACAAAGGUCCUACUCUUACCAGAAGACAGUAAUUGAUUGGUUCCUACCGUCUCAACCAAACAGUCCUGUUGGUUAUGGAAACAAGGCUCAAAUUUAUCAUCAAGACCAAGCAAACUCAAUAGCGUUAGUUUUGGUUGUCCGUUCUGUGACUUCAGAUGAUUCUGGCAAGUACACUUGUCGUAUGGGAAGACAAGAUGGGAACCGUUUUGUUGAAAUGGACCGUAAAGACGUCAGUGUCAUAGUUAGGCGUAGUAUCAUGGCCACAGACUGUCCGAAGGACCAGUGGAUCCCUGUUGUACCGGGGAAUAUAAACUGCUUCAAUGAAGAUGGUUGCCGAGACCUUACAGCUACCGUUAGAUGUGUUAUACAGGCCUUUCCUGCACCAACAAUCCACUGGCGUUUUCAAGGUGUUCAAAUUACGACAGGUGCCAAAUAUAUUAUAACAACUUCUGGGGUAACAAUCUUAAAUCCAACAAACCAAGACUCUGGCAUUUAUACUGUAAUUGCUAGACAGCCACAGCAAACUGCUGUCUUUGAUCUGCGCGUCUCUGCCUUUAGCCGUCCACACAUAAUUUCAGGCCCAUCCAUUGUUGGGUUACACAAAAAGACUAUGGUUGCUGGAAGCGAGGCCUAUCUACAAUGUUUGGCUGCUGGCCAGCCUCCACCUACUAUUCACUGGUAUCAUGAACGGGAUCCUCAGACUGAAUUACAGAAAAUAAAUCCUGAAAAAUUUUCAGUUAACACAAAUUAUCAAGUUGGUUUACUGCGGAUUUCGCGGAUAUCCUAUCCAGAAGAUUCUGGCGUUUAUAAAUGUCUUGCCAUAAUUCCAGUCGCUCCAACAUAUUCUGGUUCCAGUUCUCUCUCCAUAGCUGAAGCCGAGAUGCUUUUCAACGUUACUCUUCCUCCAAAGCUGAUCCCACUUACAACUAUGCAUAGUUAUGUGGACCUUGGGAGAGCUGCUACAGUUCAGUGUCGAGUUCGUGCCACAACUCUUACGGAAUUUUACUUUAAACGUUUUAAUUCAAACAUGUCGUAUAUACUGGGAUUUCAGCCUGAUGAUAAACGUAUUCAUGUAUGGAGACGUGAGGAUGAAAAUGACCCUUUGAAUCACGAUAUAUUCUUAACCAUUCAAAAUACAACUUUAGAAGACACGUGGAACUAUAGCUGUCAUGCAACUAAUGAAGGUAAUUCUACUUCGUGGAAUACUACUAUCCAAGUGAUGCACAUUCCUCAGCUGUCACUGAGAACAGGAAUGAAGCCAGAUAACGAGGAAAGUGAAUUAAGAUUUGGUUGGCGAUUUAAUGCAACCAACUUAACUUGCAUUUCCCGCGGAAUGCCACAUCCAACUUGGACGUGGUAUCGCCGAGGUGAGCAAAUUUUAAACGGGCAGAAUUCGACUUUUGUAAUAAUGAGCUAUGACUACUGGGAUCACAGCCAAUCAUGGCUUCAGAUUACCCCGUGCUUACGUACAGAACAUUUUAUAUACGAUGAUUAUGUGUGUAAGGCUACAAAUAUCAAAGGCACAAAUGAAAGCAAGGUUAGCUUUCGACGAUCAUCUGUACCUGGACAACCAACAUUAGAGAGCUAUUCAGUUACUCAAUCAACCAUAGUGUUGAAUGUUAGUUCACCGAUUAAUACUGGUGGCAUGCCGACUUUGGCAUACGAAUUAACUUAUAGAGCGUUCGGAGGACCUGAAGGGUGGUAUGGUCCUGUUACUUUUCCGCUUGAUGCUUCUGACCGAUUUGCUAAACCGAAAUUCGAAUUGACUGGUCUACUGGGUGGGACUAAUUACCAACUAAAAUUAUUCGCUCGCAGUAUUGUUGGACAGGGUACACCCUACAGUUUUUCAAUUCAAACAUCCCCUAGUACUCGUCCCGGUCCUGUUGAGGUAUAUACCUUAAUUUAUCUAAUACUGUGUAAAAUGUGCUAUUCUAUUAGUUCUUUCAUGUUCUAGGAUUGCUUAUUUUCCAUCAUACACUAAAUUAAUUGUCAGUGCGAAUUCCCGCAACAAAUUCAUGUAGUCAAAAGGAUGCCAGUAUAAUGUAGAAAAGACUAAAUUUAACACAAGCUUCUAGACCAACGUCCUUGCCAGUAUUCAAGUUUCAUAUUUUGACAGAUAAGUUACUAAAGGGCUAUGUAAAACUUGUUAUUUCGAAUUCUAUUUACUAAUCUCACUUACUACGCUAUCAAGUCACCGUUGCUGGUAAUCUAGAGAGAAAGAAAAGAAAUAAGUCAGCAAACUGCUUAAAUUUAAAAAUUAUUUUAGCCUUUCCUGUUUGCUAUAAAAAUGACAUAGGUAAUGCUAUUCCACUUUAAUUUAAAUUACUGCAAAUGUUUGAAAGUCACAUACAGGUAAGGAAAUAAACUCACUAAGUAGUCAUAACUGAAACAAAAGCGAGCUGCAUUUUAACGAAGAAAUUACUGGGAAUAAUUAAGUGCCUUCAGUCGUUUUCAGAACCUCACCUAGUUUACUAGCUCACUAGUUUUCUAGCCUGUCCCAAGCCUGAGUAGAGAGGGAGGGUUCCGCGUGGGGCUAGCGACCCUACACCACAAAACCAAUCAAACUGCUACAGAAACUCUAACGCACAAGAAAAACAUUUAAACUAAGAAAAUAUUAAAAAACUUAUUCUUCGCUGGAGUUGGAGAGAUUAAAUGACGCAGACUGGUGAAAGCCUCUGGGAAGACAGCCAUCCAGCUGAUGUAUCUUCUCUUGAUGAAAGCAAGAAUAAGAAUAAGGACGUUUAAUGUGUUAGGCUCGGAAAUCUGUGCAGGUAACCAAAGAAAUGAAGAGAUAUAACAUAGAAGUGCUAAGAAUCUGUGAGAGCAGAUGAAAUGGAUGUGGACUGUCAAAAUUGUCAACUGAUGAGUAGUAAUCUGCUCCAGUCACCCAGACGACAUCCACGAGCACACUGAGGGAGUGAGUGGCUAUCACGAUGUCACCAGUGGCAGCCAAAGCUCUAAUGCAGAGGGGACCAA
Trichobilharzia szidati is the source of this 3123-nucleotide messenger RNA. Lineage: Eukaryota; Metazoa; Platyhelminthes; Trematoda; Strigeidida; Schistosomatidae. The record is from the annotation of a GenBank genome assembly.